AUGUCAGGUGUAUAUAGCCCGCUAACGCGGGAGUUGAGGCGAACCGCUCUCCAGGCGCACGGGCGGCUGCCCUCAGCCUUAGGGGCCCCGGGCUUCCCUGUAGCUGGGCUGCUCCCGCAGCUUCUCCAUCCAGCGCGACUAGUAGCAGCAGCAACAACAGCAGGAGCUGCUGCAACUCAAAAUGCUCCAGCAAAAGCAUCAGCUGCAGCAGCUGCAGCAGCAGCAGCAGCAGGAAACCUUCAAGACAGUCAAAAGAGAUGGAUUCUCGCGCAUCGCUUCAGGGCGGUGUGGGGCACGAAAACAUCUGGAGGGAUCGGAAGCAGGCAGCUGCACACAGCAUACCUGCCACAGCAGCCUGAAGCCUGGCUGCAGCAGCAGCAUAAACCGCUGGAAGAGCACCAACAGCUGCAAGAGCAGCAGCAGCAGCACCAGCAGUGGCACCUACACCAGCAGCAGGCGAAGCGGCCGGGUUUUUUUUCAGUAUGUAUAGUGGGUGCGGGCCCUAGCGGUCUGUACUGCGCAAAGAUGCUGCUGCGCCUGGUGGAGAGCUACAAUCAGAAGCAGAUGCAGCAGCAGCAGCAGCACCAGCAGCAGCAGCACCAGAAGCAACAGCAGCAGCAGCAGCAGCUGUGCCAGAGCCGGCUGCAGCUUGAAAUUGUUGUUAUUGAUGCUCUACCCACUCCUUUGGGUUUGGUUCGCUACGGCGUGGCUGCAGAUAAACCCGAAAUAAAAGUUGUGGGGAGAGAGCUGGAGGCGGUGGCUCUGUCCCCAGGCGUCUCCUUUAGGGGCAACGUCAAGCUGGGCUCUGACGUGGCCCUCGUAGAACUCCGCUCGCUAUUUGAUGCUGUCUUACUCGCCAUUGGGGCAGCAGACGGCGUCGCGCUGCCUCUCCCUGGGGCGUCACUUUGGGGUGUAUGUACAGCUCGCGAUUUGCUGCUGUGGCUUAACGGCUAUCCGGCGCUGCAGGGAUUUGAAGCCCGUUUAGGAAGAGACAGCAGCAACACUGCUGUUGUGGUUGGGGCAGCAACCCCUGAAAACAAAGCCAGCAGCAGCAGCACCACCAGCGGGAACAGCAGCAGCACCAGCAGCAGCAGCAGCACCAGCAGCACCAGCAGCAGAAGGAGAAGCAGCAGGUGGUGGCGGUUCACAUUGCAUGCGCUGCUGCAUGCGCUGCAGCUGCUGAAGGAGUCUUCGUUUUUGACUGUUGUUAACCCAAAAGAAUUAAAAGAAGGCCUCAAUCAGGCCUCUAUGGAGGAGCUCAAAAGCGAAGCGGCGCUCUCUUCUUCUCUUCCAGCAGAUGGCUCGCAAUGCCCGAACAGCAUCGGCGCUGUUCUGCUGCAGCAAAACGAAUUAAAGGGGCCUCCGCAUGCCCAGGUGGCUGUCCCCAAAACGCAGCAGCAGCAGCAGCAGCAACAGCAGCAGCAACAGCAGCAGCACCAGCAAGAGCAGCAGCAGCAGCAGCAGCCUCUAGUCGAGCAGCAGGCGUCUUUGUUGGUGUGGAGUGUAGGGUUUAGAGUCAAUGCACGGGAGCAGCUGUCUAAUGUACCAGGCUCAGCAGCAGCAGCAGCAGCAGCAGCAGCAGCAGCAAAGGGACUAUCAACUGCCGCACUGCCAGUCGAUGCCCGGGGGCUGCUGCUGCACACCAAGGGCCGCGUGCUGCCCCCUCAGCAAGCAGCAGGAGAAGCAACAGCAGCAGAAACAAAGCCAACAGCAGCAGAAACACCAGCAGCAGCAGCAGCGGAAUCAACGGCAGCAGCAGCAGCGGGAGGAGAAGCAAACGCAACAGCAGCAGCAGCAGCAGCACCAGCAGCAGGAAGACUUGGCGGUGUGUAUGUCAGUGGGUGGUUUAAACGGGGCCCCCGGGGGACCCUUGCCGAUGUUCUUGCAGAUGCAGCAGAGACAACAACGCAGAUCCUACAAGACUUCCAACAGCUGCAGCAGCAGCAGCAGCAGCAGCAGGAACAGGAGCAGCAGCAGCAACAGCAGCAGAGAGAAAGGCAGCAGCAACAGCAGAAACACCCGCGACAGAAACCCCUAGAGGAGCAGCAGCAGCAGCAACAACACCCCCAACAGCAGCAGCAGCAACACCCUCAGCAGCAGCAGCAACACCCUCAGCAGCAGCAGCAGCAGCAGCAGCAGCAGCAAUAUGGGGAGGUCGUUCGUCAGCUGGAUGUUUUGCUGCAGCAGCGAGGCGUUGCAUAUUUUUGUCUCUCAGAUUAUUUUAAAAUUAAAGCGGCUGAAGAAAGACUAGGCAAAGAAGAAUCUCGAAGCGCAUGCAAACUUACUUCCAUUCAGGCUAUGCUUAAAUUCAGAAACCCUAAACCCUAA
Eimeria acervulina is the source of this 2328-nucleotide messenger RNA. Its product is annotated as mitochondrial NADPH:adrenodoxin oxidoreductase, putative. Lineage: Eukaryota; Apicomplexa; Conoidasida; Eucoccidiorida; Eimeriidae. Bases 1 to 2328 code for a protein of 775 amino acids. The transcript has 8 exons. The record is from RefSeq and is a predicted model, not a curated record. Gene Ontology annotation, molecular function: oxidoreductase activity.